CGAAGCCCAAUCAAGAAGGGACGUUUAGUUUACUUGGGAAACAUUAUGUGGUGUAAUAUCGACCCUGAUGCGUCGGGAAACGGCGAGGCUCACUGGCGGGUCGGUAUAUAAGGAUGCUGGAAGGGAGGGGUGUGGAGCGCUUCAGGAUACCACGCAGCAGCCAUUCUUCCACUUCGUCGAGUCAGUUUGGGAUAGUUUGUAGCCAUGAAGUCUUUCGCAGCCGCCGCUCUCCUCGUCGCGACUCUCGCUGAGGUCGCCCAGGGCCACUAUAUCUUCCAGUUCCUCACCGCCAACGGCCAGAAAGGCGCAAAGUACCAGAACGUCCGCACAAACUCGAACUACAACUCGCCCGUUACAGCCCUGAACUCCAACGACCUCCGCUGCAACGUCGGCGCCUCAAGUGGCGGCGGCAACACCACGACUGUUGCUGUUGCGGCUGGCUCGACCGUCCAAUUCACCUCCGAUGUCGCCGUGUACCAUCAGGGCCCCAUCUCUUUCUACAUGACCAAGGUUACGGACGCAGUGGCUGCCGAUGGAUCAACGGACUGGUUCAAGAUCAAGGAGAUCGGUCCCUCCUUCUCUGGCGGCCAGGCUAAGUGGGACAUGAGCCAAACUUACUCCGUCGCCCUCCCCUCCUGCAUCGCCGCGGGUGACUACCUCCUCCGCAUCGAGCAGCUCGGCAUCCACAACCCAGGCGGCACUCCCCAAUUCUACAUUGCCUGCGCGCAGCUCAAGGUCACCGGCGGCGGCAGCAAGGCCAUGUCGCCGACGACCAAGAUCCCCGGACACGUGAAGGCGACGGAUUCCGGGUACACGGCGAACAUUUAUGACCCGAGCUUCAAGAGUUAUGUGGUGCCCGGGCCGAAGGUGGCGACGUGCUAAAUGGAGGGCGGGUUGGAGAGCGGGCAAGUGAUCGGCUGUGUUUUACAUUGCAUGCAUGAUGGGUUUUUUGAGAUGCUUGAAGUUCUUCGAGAGGAUAGCGUGGCAUCCAUAAUGCAUUGAAAGUAUCUUCAGUUUCAGCUCCGUCAUUGCACUCGUCCUUGGAUACCGAAGCGGUGUUUGCUCACGCAGAUGAUUGAAUUUAGAGUUUUAGGAAAGUUGUAGAGAAAAGAAGCACACGCCAUCACUA
This is a messenger RNA of Trematosphaeria pertusa, 1129 nucleotides long. RefSeq names its product lytic polysaccharide monooxygenase. The coding region runs from base 205 to 882 and encodes 225 amino acids. The record is from RefSeq and is a predicted model, not a curated record. Lineage: Eukaryota; Fungi; Ascomycota; Dothideomycetes; Pleosporales; Trematosphaeriaceae. The transcript is spliced from 3 exons.